Molecule: messenger RNA, 883 nt
Organism: Effrenium voratum
Lineage: Eukaryota; Dinophyceae; Suessiales; Symbiodiniaceae
Source: the annotation of a GenBank genome assembly
AGAUUUGACACGAAGCUGUUUGGUUGAACUGCAGCUGUCAAAUUAUUUGCAAGCCACGAUGCAGGCGUCGCUGGUGAAGUACAAUACGCCCAUUCUCAUCAGCACCACAGGUGCUGCAAAGGGCAAGAAAGACAAGGAAAAGAAGAAAGAUGCCCAGCCUGCCAUGUCUCAGACCGAGGACAUUCUCAACUCCAUCCUUCCUCCGCGGGAGUGGACGCAAGAAGAUCAGCUGUGGGUACAGUAUGUGUCCAGCACACCGGCCACGCGCGCAGAUGUGGUGAACCUGCAGGAGGAUCUCGACAAAUGGCUGCAGCAGCGCCAGGCGCGCGAGACGGGAAUUUGCCCGAUUCGAGAGGAGUUGUACUCGCAAUGCUUCGACGAGCUGAUCCGGCAGGUAACCAUCAUCUGUGCUGAAAGAGGGCUGCUGCUUCUUCGCGUCCGCGACGAGAUUAGGAUGACGAUUUGUGCUUACCAGAGCCUCUACGAAUCCUCCAUCGCGUUCGGCAUGCGCAAGGCACUGCAGGCAGAGCAGCGCCGAAAUCAGCACAAUAAGAAGAUGAAGGACCUGCAAGUGGCGAACAAGAAGCUCAGAGACGAAGUCGAGGAGCUGGAGAACAAGAUCACCCAAAUCGAGAAGCAUGAAGCAGAAAGGCGAGAGCAAGAAGAACGGAAGCACAAGGAGGAGGUGGAGAUCUUAAAGAAAAUGAAUGCCCAACGCAAGGAGCAAUUGGAGACUAUGCUGCAAGCUCCGAAGAAGUAGGCGGGACGCAAAUCCUGUGUGCAGCAAUAUGCUGAGGCAUGCGGGCUGCAAAAGCUGCACGAUGCCAGACAUGGGACUUAGUUUCACACUAACUGAAAGCUUGAUGCAUGCUUACACACGCAA